This is a messenger RNA of Ilyonectria robusta, 3010 nucleotides long. RefSeq lists its product as uncharacterized. Lineage: Eukaryota; Fungi; Ascomycota; Sordariomycetes; Hypocreales; Nectriaceae. The record is from RefSeq and is a predicted model, not a curated record. The transcript has a single exon. The coding region runs from base 463 to 2583 and encodes 706 amino acids.
CAACUCUUUAACGGUUGGCUCGGGCCUUCGGGUUCCCAAGACACUGGGGGGCGAUCAGCAGUCGUCUGUCGAGGCAGCCCAUCCCAUCCCAUCCCAUCCGAUGCUCAAAUCCGUCCCUCAUUCAUCCUCUUUGCUUCCCUAUUUCUCAUGUUUCUCCCCCCCGUGUCUAUUCCUGGCUCUCCUCCUCCUGGCUCUCCUCCUCUCGGCUCCUCUUUCCUGGUUCCACAACGUCAAACCGCCCUGCCUUCACCCUCGCCUCGACGCCGGAUGCUGGCCCACCGUCCCCGGACUGGCGCCUUGUGAUUGCGCAUUACAACGCUAUUAACGACCCAAACCCACUGUCACUGUCCUCGACGUCCACCUUGCGCGCCCUCAUCCUGUCCUGCCGCAGCUCGCGUUUCGCAACCUCAUCUACCUCAGGUUGACGAUACCCUGUCGACUUCCGACACGUCAGUGCCCAUCAUGCCCGCCAUGCUGAGCGCCGGCUCUCUCCAGCCGCCUAAAACAGGCUCCUCGCGCUGGUCAAAGGCUCUCCCAGAGGUUCCGGGCGUUGACUUUGACGACAUCUAUGACGAAUACUACGACGAGAUUUCCCCCGUGUCCCCCCCAACCAAAAACCUUCCCAGGCUUCCUAUUGUGCCACCGCCUCCUAGGUCGACUAGUAUGGCAAAUGCGAAGCUUCUCCCAGCAUCAUUACCCCCAUUGCAUCUCCUCAACACCUCUGUCAGUCCUUUCUCUGGCCCGCCCAAGAUGGCUAUCCCGCGCCGCCCAGUCGGCCAGCCCUCACGCCUCCCGCAACAACAGGACCAAUUGCCGGCGCAACCUGCAUCGCCCGCUCAGUCUAUUUCCAGCAUCUUGUCUGCAUAUUCGCGAAGCUCAGGCGAGUCUCUGAUCCGGACAUCCGAUGCCACAACCGACACACGUCAGACCGAUGUGAACUCUUCGCCGAGCCACCAAGCUCCACCUGCCAGCACCAAACCGGCGCCGCUUAUUAGUCCCUCCACCGAGCUGAACACCACCACCCAUUUCCCAACCACGCAACAUCAGCAUGUUGCACCGAAGCCUAUUCCUACCUUCGAGAGCAGUCGCCCACCACCACCUCCUCCUACCAAGGACGUCAAAUACGGUCUGCCGGCGUCGCCUGCCGCCGGCCGCAACCCAGCACCGGCCGUCGACUCAUCAUCGCCACCACGGCCUCAAAUUUGGCGUCGUCGAUCCGUCAAGACUGACCGGAGCUUGGAGCUCCCUGACCUGAAACUGAUCAUCAGUCACGGAUCAACUGCUGCAACGCAUCCCGUGGCUCAACCAGUGGACAAGCCCGUGAUCCAACCCGUGACCCAACCGAACCUUCCACAGGGCGCCGUCAAGGUGCCGCCGACCUUGACGUAUCAACAGCCCCAGAGCAACGAGCCCCGGGUCGUUCCCAACCAGGCCGCCCAGUACGCCCCAGCCCCAGCUCCAGCCGCGGCACCGGAGCAGGCACCCGAGACUGAGAACCAAACCAUGGGUAGUGGAAGCUCUAAGAUUAAUCGUCUUAAGGAUAAGCUCCACACUCUUCAUCGCAAGGGCAAGUCUUCGAGUGACACGGCAAGCGAGUCCACCCUCCGACCAGGCGCACAACGGCCCCCGACGCCGGAGUACCAGAAACAAGAUAUCAAGACGCCUAUUGUUGAUGCUUUCAUCUCGCCUUUGUCACCUGCCUCCUCCCCAGAGCCACGAGCAGAGGUGUCCCCGGAAUUGCCCAAGGAACUUCACAAGGAACUCCCUAGGAACCCCUCUCAGGCGUCUGCACGGGUGGUUUCCCCCAUUUCACCUUCAACCGACUCCAAGGUCUUCGCUCGCAAGGCAUUGCCCCCACUCACACAACAUCUUGGCGAAACCAAGCCUCUGCCGGAACCGAAAGAGGUCCCUCAGGUCACCGCCCCUCCACAGGUGAACAAUGAAGCUAAACCACUCCCGAACCCAAAGCUUGGAGUCGUGGCCGAGGCCGAGUCUCCAGUGACCGGCUCCUUGCCGCCGUUAGCAACGGAUGAUGUUCGACUGCUAACCUCUGCUAUCGAAUCCCCGGCUAGUCGCACGUAUCAUUCUGCCGAUGUCCCCACCAAGUUUCCCCCGCGAGGUUCGUCUGUACGAUCCAAUGCGCCUAAACUGUUGGAGCAGUCACGGCAACCCGCAGCAGAGUUGGACCCGAGAUUCGGCCCGGUUGAGCCUCAAGGGUUUCUCUAUAAAGGUCGAGACGGAACGUUAUAUCCCGAGAUGAAGGUCACACGUGAGGCUGAUCCACAGGCGACCUACUUCCCCAGGCAGGCAAAUGACAUCGUUUCAGAUGGUGAAAUUUUCAAAGCAAUGCCACUGAAGGACUCUCACUUCCGCUGCUACCAGGCGCACCGAACAAUGAACCGACGAAGCAACAGGAAUUACCCACUCACAUGCCAGAGUUGCGAGAAGCCGGACGCCGAAGACCGGUGGACCUGCACGUUCUGUCACCUGCGAGUCUGUGAAUCGUGCUUCACGACACUCAAUGCACAGCAGAGAGACCUACGCUAUCUGGUCGAAGACUUGAGGCAAAAACUCUCAACCUAGACACCAUCCUCGGAGAACUAGGGGCCUCCUGGGUACCCAUUGACACAAUCCUUAACUUUAUCCUUCUUAUCUUGUCCACUUUACACCCAAACCACAUUUUUUCCUUUAUCAAAGCAUAGAACGCGCUCACAGGACUGGAUCACGGUUGCAUGUAUCAUACGAGGAGUGAGCAAAAAACGGCUGUACGGGAAACAUAGAAGGCCCAUUGGGGAUAUUUCUUUGAAAGUUUGACGAUACCAAUCUUCAACCCUCGGCGCACAUGGCUCGCUGGGGGUGAAUGGGAGCGCUGGCCUGUAGUUACACGGGAGAAUAUUUGAACAGCGCUGAGAUUGAUCUCACGAUGACGGCCAUUUUCUUUACGGGUUCUUUUAGGUACAUUAUAUUUUGCGGCGUCCUUGAAGGGACGACCUGCGCUGUUGAUCUGGUA